Messenger RNA from Alternaria arbusti, 3015 nucleotides. RefSeq lists its product as uncharacterized. The record is from RefSeq and is a predicted model, not a curated record. Bases 1 to 3015 code for a protein of 1004 amino acids. Gene Ontology annotation, molecular function: nucleic acid binding. NCBI's taxonomy places the organism in Eukaryota, Fungi, Ascomycota, Dothideomycetes, Pleosporales, Pleosporaceae. The transcript is spliced from 3 exons.
AUGGUAGAUCCUUCAGAUGAAAAAACCGUUCCCAACAUCGAACCCGUUCCCUGGAUCGUCCAACCCCCAAGCAAGACCGCUAUCUGUCACGUCGACUACCCCUUGGGAGAUACAGCGGAGCUCUAUGUCGUCCCGAUCACUGUCAGCAGACAGAACAAGACCGAACAGUCAAACCCCAUCAUAAGCCAGAAACUGCGACGCAAGGCCAUUACUGAGUACCUCACGCUGCAUAACCUCCACGACCGCUGUGCACUUCAACUGUGGGCCCUAAAGAACGUCGACACACAAGGAAACACCGAUGGGGUAGUCUGGCCUAUCGACGAGCUCGUAUUUUUCGCAUCCGACCAAGUUCGUGUGGAAAGUCUCCCGGACGAGGCGAAGCAAGGCACUAUCCUGAAGAACACACUCGCGACAAUCAAGGCAUCCGAUGGUACAUCACGAAAAGAGGCUAUCCAUUGCGAACUCGACUUUGCCCAGGGGAAGAAACUAUCAGCAGAAGGCACCGACUGCACAGAAUACUGGAGAAAGAUAGAGCUCCUCGUGCGCAAGUUUGGCCCCACCAUGUCUACCAAGGCUGUGACAUCUGUCAAGUCGGGAGCUCUACUUCAAGAGACCAUCGAGAAAGAAAACCAGAAGGAAGAUACCCAUGUCCGAUUCCGAAACUACCAGACCACCGUCAACGGAGCUGAACACCUUAAGGUCUUAUUUCGCACAACAUUGAAGCUCGAUCCUGACCAUCGAAAGCUUCACGCCGAGGUCGAUCUUGUUCCUGGUAUCAACGGUGGCGUGGGUCUUUCUGAUCUGAUCGCCAGCACCUUUGGGUCUGGCCCACUGGAUAUGAGCGACGCUCGACUCUCGCGAAACGUUAAAGCGAUGCUGGUCGGUCUUGCAGUUGCCCGCAUAUACGAACCGUCACCUCAGCCCGCUCUCGAGCCAUCGGUAUCAGCAACUGGUUUAUUACACGGUAUCGGAAAUAUGGCAAACAGUCCCCGUAGUAACAGCGGGCGUACUCCUUUGGGGUUAUUGUCGACAUCCCAAGAGAACUCACGUGCAAAUAAAGUCGGGUCGGGAAGCAGCAGCACCGCUGUAACCUCUACUUCAAGCUUCCCAGAAUCCGUGAUCUUGAACCUAAAGCCGGCGUCUCAAGUUCCGGCCUUCUGGAAAGACGACGAGAAACAGACAGUCGUACAGUAUCUCUUAAAGACAUAUCCUGACCUGAAGGAAACAAAGCUCCUCGGACUGCCGCUAGCAAACAUCGGAAAGGAUACCUGGGUGCCGCUCGAAUUCCUCAAAACAGCCGGACAGGCAGCUUCGAUACAGCAGGUUCCAUCUUCAGGCCACUUGACGGCUUCGCUCCAGGACCUAGGAGCGAAUUAUGACUUGGCUGGAAAUGGGAAGCGGUUGCUCGACUUCCUCAACGGUGAAAUGAGGGACAUGCGCAAGCGCCACGAGGCAAGUCGAUAUUUGCGUGUUGUCACUGGUAUGGAGCUAAUCGUAUCCAAGAACAGUACAGAGGCUGAGACGCUCAAGCUCUCCUCGAACGACACAGAACGCAUGGGUCGCACCUCUCUGGAGGGAGCUGGAGUCGGCGCCACGAUUAGGUGCGGUAUUAUCUACGUUAGACCCAGUGCUAUGCGCUCCACAGACUUUGACAGCUUCGCGAAAUCGCUUGUCACGCGACUGGAAAGCCACGCAAGACUAGACCGAGACCAGCGCAUCCUCGAUAUUGAGUCACUGGACACGAGCCCUAUCGCUUCAAUUCCCGACAUCAAACCACUUCUUCUGCUGCCUGGGGACACUACCGAGGAAGUCAAAGCGUUCUACGACAGCAAAGUUGACACAAUCAUCGCCGUGGUAGAUGAGCGGGGUCGGAGUAAGCAAGAGAUCCAGUACGUCCGGGCAGAGCUACAAAAGUUCGGCAACAGGAAGCUUGGCGCAGUCGUACUCUGUGUCAGUAGAAAGGACCUGGAGCCCCGAACCAACAAGACAACCGGACUCCUUACUCAUCUUCCCACAGGUAUUCUCCAACAGCUGAACGCCCUGCAUGGCAACCUCAAUUUCGCCGCCAAAAACCCGCCUAGUUUAGACCCGGUCAACAAGCAACUGAUGAUUAUAGGAGCUCACAUUUCACACGCUGGAUCCGGUGCGGCCGCUAGCUGCCCCUCGGUUGCGGCUCUUGUUGGUAGUGUUGACGAAGCACUGAUGCGCUACACCGGUAGUGCGCGACUACAGGCUACAUUGAAAGCUACUUUCUGGAAACCAAACUGGAAGCCCUCCAAAUUGAAGCACGAAGUCGAAUCACGGAUUGUCGACCUUGAGAGCAUGAUGCUCGAACGUAUCGAGGCUUGGAUCGCGAAGCAGGGACGCACGCACGCGCCACACAUCGUCUUUUACCGCCAUGGCCUACAGUCCAACCACGAAAACACCGUGAUGGAGGAAACCGCUGCAAUCAGUCGUGCCUGCAAGGGUUCCACUUGGGAAGAUGGUAACGCUGCCACCUUCGACUAUGUACUGGUCAACAAGAACGCGCACGUUUUCUCGCCCUACCGUAACGUUUCCAGCGAAGAAUCCUCCAAGGAGGCUGCGUAUGAGUUCAACAUCGCCGACAGUGCCGGACAAGUUGGACACAAGUACCAGUACUAUGUCCGGGAUCCACCCAGCAACAUGCUCACUGGCGAUCAAUUCAAGACCCUCACACGCCAUCUAAACUCGAGCUUUCAGCAGAAGUAUGCCAAGAUUGCUAUCGCACUUCCGGUCCAUUACGCCCAGAAGCUCGCUAAGCGAAUGUACGACUACUUCCUUUUCGCUACUACAAACCGGUACGACCAGCUUUCGAGCGUCCAGCGACGAUUGAAAUUCUCCGACGAAAAGACAUUCCAAAGCGAUCAACAGAUGGCGGAUAUGAUGAACGAGUAUCUGCUUGGUUACGGCGUAGUGAAAGCGCGCGAAGAACCACAGCCAGAUCGAAAGAACCCUUGGAUGCCACAGCUUGACGACAAGAUGUUCUACCUCUAG